Molecule: messenger RNA, 642 nt
Organism: Besnoitia besnoiti
Lineage: Eukaryota; Apicomplexa; Conoidasida; Eucoccidiorida; Sarcocystidae
Product: putative splicing factor 3A subunit 2
Exons: 6
Coding region: 1-642 (213 amino acids)
Biological process (GO): spliceosomal complex assembly
Cellular component (GO): catalytic step 2 spliceosome; U2-type prespliceosome; nucleus
Molecular function (GO): zinc ion binding; nucleic acid binding
Source: RefSeq, a predicted model, not a curated record
AUGUCGGCAAUCGACUACCAGAACCGUGUCGGUCACAAAACCGGCAGUGGCGCGCCAGCCACAUCUCAAGAGUGGAACCUGGAGCGGAAGGAACGGCUGCGGAGGUUGGCGUUGGAGACGAUAGAUCUGAACAAGGAUCCGUAUUUCAUGAAAAAUCACAUCGGUCACUUCGAAUGCCGACUCUGCUUGACAAUCCACGUGAACGAAGGCAGCUAUCUGGCGCAUACGCAGGGUCGGAAGCAUCAGACCAACUUGGCGAGGCGAAAGGAGAAAGAGAGGGCGGAAAGCGCGGUCGCUCCGGCUCCCGCGAAGAAGGCGCUGCUCUUCGAAAUUGAUUACCCAGAAAUCAACGAAGGCGCCAAGCCAUACCACAGAUUCAUGUCGUCGUUUGAGCAGCGCGUGGAGAGUCCGCCAGACACGAAGUAUCAGUUCCUUCUCUUCGCCGCUGACCCUUACGAGACAAUUGCCUUCAAGAUUCCAAACAUGGAGGUCGACCGAAGUGAGGGCAAGUUCUACAGCAACUGGGACGCCGAGAAAAAGGUCUACACCAUCCAGUUGUUUUUCACGAAACGGUCGGUGAAGGUGCUUCCCGCCCUACCUCAGAGGCCGACGACCUUCCUGCCAGUCACCGCGCGCUGGUGA